Terrapene triunguis (Three-toed box turtle) is the source of this 2023-nucleotide messenger RNA. RefSeq names its product chromosome unknown C11orf16 homolog (gene CUNH11orf16). The record is from RefSeq and is a predicted model, not a curated record. NCBI's taxonomy places the organism in Eukaryota, Metazoa, Chordata, Testudines, Emydidae. Bases 1 to 1944 code for a protein of 647 amino acids. The transcript is spliced from 8 exons.
AUGGGAGUAUCGUUCCUUUGGCUGUUAACUGAAACACUCAUGUACGUGCAUGCGUCGCUUUCUUCAACACAGUCACUUCCUGUUGGUAAUGAAUCUAUGGCAACCAGCUUAGUAACUGGAAACACUAGCAACAAACGACUUUUCACACCAAACAGGUGCUCAUGGAUCAGCCACUGUCCCCAUUUCCCUGACACAGCAUAUAAGCAUAUGAAGGUGUGGGAAAAAUCAGUGAACAUUGCUCAUGUUCCUGUUCUAGCAAGAAGGGAAUCUGAUGGGUUUUAUUAUCUUGGUACAAUAAAACAGGAGAUAGAACAGGGCGAGAGAGGAACUUUCCUGGUAGAGUUCGACAAACCACCUGCAUCAGGUGACAAGUACUCGGUAUGUGUGCAAAAAACAUCCAGGGAUGACAUCCUUGAAUAUGUCAAUGGAAUGAGGCACUCCAUACUCCCUGGAGACAAAGUGCUGGCACCCUGGGAACCAGACCUGGUCAGAUAUGGCCCUGGAACCAUCCUACUGGGCAUUGAAACACGGGAUCCCCUGAGAGCUUCAGAGGAUGAAGAAAUCAUGGUCUAUUUUUGGAAUGACAAGAAAGUGAAAGUACCACUAGGUGUGGCCUUAUGGAUUCCACCAGACACGUGGGAAAGGAUAGUAGAGAUGAUUCACAUGCCCUUCACCAGCAGAUUAAAGUUUAUGAACUCCCCCACCACCACUAGCUCUUACACUUCUACUUGCAGAUGUCUAAGAGCCCCCAUCCAUUCAUGUGCUUUAGAUGAUGGGCUGAGUAAGUACAGGUGGCCAUGGCCAUGCCCAUUAAUCUGCCCCCCUUUCCAUGGUCACUGUCACAGUAUAUGCUGUUCACCAGUCCAUGUGGGAUGCAUGUGCUGCUCCCAUCCCAAAUUCAAUGCCUGGUGGCCUCUACUAUCCACAUCUUUGCUCCCUCAAAGAAGCACUAAACAGCAAGAGUCCAAUAACAAGCCUACUGCACAACUUCUAGAAUUGGAAAGUCCAAAGGAAAAUGAACCAGCAGCAGCUACUGCUUCUGCUUCUUCCUCCUCCUCGUCCUCUGAUUUAGAAAGUGAGGAGGAGACGUGCCUAACGAAGAGCACGGUGGUGGAUAGUGCUGUUAAUACAGAUUCCAGCCUUUUCAAAAAACCCAAACUGAAAGAUGCUGCAAGACCUGAGUGGAAGUAUUGGAAGAGAAGCCACGCCAAGUCACAUCCUAGGAAUCCAGGAAUCAGCAUUCCCAGCAGCAAGUGUACAAAGGGGAAAGCAGAAUCCAGAACCAUUUUCUCCUUGGACAUGUACCCUGUUGCACCAACCAACCAGAGUGCAAUGUUUGAAACUAUUGAACAGUCUCCGAGAAGACAUCUCACACUGAAAGAUGUCUUAAUCCACCAUGAUUUCAAGCCAUCACUGGGGCCACAGGCCACUCCUUUUUUAGAGAAACUUGGAGAAAAUCAAAUAGAACGUGAACGCCAGAGAAAAUCCUGCAUGGAACAAAAAAGGAAGAAAAAAAUCCAACGACAGAAGUGGGAGUGUGAAAGAGAACAGCAGGCUGAAGAGAAGUACUACACUGCACAGGAACACCGGAGGUACAUCACACAGGUCAAGAACAAGAAGCUGCAGCAUUUCGAGAAUGAAGAUAAGAAGGUAAAAGAACAAGACAGAAAGCAGAAUCAGACAAUGAAAACAAAGCAACUUACACAGCAGAGGACAAACCUGAAGAUGCAGACUAUGGCAGAGGAGGACAGGCAGAAAGGACAGCAGAGACUAGCUCAUCUGCAGCAAGUCAGAGAGACACAUGAUCAGAGGGAAUUUAAUAAGUGUAUAGCUGAAGAAAUUAAAGAGAAACAAUCUCAGGAAGCCCGAAGGAGAAGAGUGGAGACCCAGUACAAGUUAAUGGCAGAAAAGAUCUUUCAAGAUGAAAAACAGAAGGGAAAGUAACCAGACAGCACAGAACAAAGGAGAUACAAACAACAAAUAUUUAUGUAGAAUCCCAACCCGUUAUGGCUACCAUACUUAA